CCUUGUUGCCGCCUAUCUAAAUCGCUCUCAUACUUAACUGGGACACAAGAAGCCAGCCUGUCUCUGCGGUGCUAUCUUGCAGUGUAAUCCUUUGAAAACUAUGAGUUAUACAGUUGAGGAGAGAGGGAUUCCGAACUCUUUGAGUUAUCGGCUUUUUUUCAAGAAUGCAGAAGGAAAUUAUAUUUCUCCAUUCCAUGAUAUCCCCAUGUUUGCAGAUGAAACAAAGAAUAUAUUCCAUAUGGUUGUAGAGGUACCAAGAUGGACAAAUGCAAAAAUGGAGAUUGCUACUAAGGAUCCCCUUAACCCAAUUAAACAAGAUGUGAAGAAAGACAAAUUGCGCUAUGUGGCUAAUGUUUUUCCACAUAAAGGGUAUAUCUGGAAUUAUGGAGCAAUUCCACAGACAUGGGAAGACCCCGGUCAUACGGAUGAAGAAACAGGUUGCUGUGGAGAUAAUGACCCAAUUGAUGUUUGUGAAAUAGGUACCAGGGUGUGUUCUAGGGGAGAGGUGAUCAAAGUUAAAGUUUUAGGAACUUUAGCUUUAAUUGAUGAAGGAGAAACUGACUGGAAAAUAAUUGGCAUCAACAUUGAAGACCCUGAAGUAGACAAGUUUAACAAUAUUGAUGAUGUUAGAAGACUCAAGCCAGAAUAUCUUGAAGCUACAGUUGAUUGGUUCAGAAGAUACAAAGUACCAGAUGGCAAGCCAGAAAAUCAGUUUGCAUUUAAUGCAGAAUUCAAAGAUAAGGACUUUGCAGUUGACAUAAUCAAAAGGACCCAUACUUGUUGGAAUAAUCUAGUAUUACAGUCUGGCAAACCAAAAUUGAAUUGCACAAACACGUGUGUCAAAAAGAGUCCAUUUUUCUGUUCCAAAGAUGCUGCUGACUCUGUGGUCAAUGAGACUUCACCUUGUGGGGUUGCAGAUCCUCUGCCUGCAGAAGUGGAGAAGUGGCAUUUUUUAAAGAAGAAUUGAAAGAAGAUGUACAGUAGUUGCUCAUUUAUGAUUAAAUAGUGCUAUGGAAAUGUCUUAUUUAGGUUCCAAUAACUGAUAAAACAAAAUGAGAUAUAAUUGUAAAACCUUAGGCAAUUCAAAAACAAAUGUACCUGAAAUUAAUUUGUCCUUAUUUUAAAAAUAUUUAUAAGAGCUUUGUACUGAUAAUAGUGUUGUAUAUGUUAAUGUAUUUCCAGCCUAAUAAGCAGAAACUCGGGUAACAUUAAGAAAUAUUGUGCAAGCAGACAAAACAUGCCACUCCAUUUGAAUCAUGUAUAUAUGCUUGUCAUAAACUGUUAUUAAACAUAAUUUUGUGUUGGAA
This is a messenger RNA of Polypterus senegalus (gray bichir), 1307 nucleotides long. Its product is annotated as inorganic pyrophosphatase-like. Lineage: Eukaryota; Metazoa; Chordata; Cladistia; Polypteriformes; Polypteridae. The transcript has 11 exons. Gene Ontology annotation, molecular function: magnesium ion binding; inorganic diphosphate phosphatase activity. Gene Ontology annotation, biological process: phosphate-containing compound metabolic process. The coding region runs from base 101 to 967 and encodes 288 amino acids. The record is from RefSeq and is a predicted model, not a curated record. Gene Ontology annotation, cellular component: cytoplasm; extracellular exosome.